GUCUUCAAUCAAGGACAAAAUCAUCAAAGCAAAAGUAGUUUUUCUAAAACAUAUUUUCUAACCGUAUUUUUUAUCUUUAAUGAGUAAUUGAAUCCACAUUCCAGUAUGGUUUAAAUCCACUUUGUUUGGGGGCAUUGACCAGCAUUGACCAUAGCAUUGACUGCCUUCAGGUGCAAGAAAAGUCCUCCCACCUGGAGGGGAAAAUAAACAACACGUUGGCGCUCUCAAGCGGCAAAGAGCGGCGUUGCAGCACCCCUCCAGAGCAGUUAAGUUUCGGUUUCCAGACUGCAGAAGCGAUACCGACGAUCUCCUUCCAUAAAAACAAUCGUCAUCCCGGAAGCCGCCGCCCAGACUCUCGUUCAGGUGGAGAAGGACAGAAGGAAAGCGAUGGAAUCCGAGAUUUUAAAGUUCAUCUGUGACAAUCAGGGUGCAUCAGAUGCAGAGUUUUUGAAGUACAAUCUGUGUUUUGGUGACUCUAUCAGCGAGUACCUCUCCAACAAGGACAAGUUUGAGUUGUGUGACUUGAAUGGCCAACAAAAGGUGGUGGCCAGGACCAGACUGAAGCUGUGCAGGUUGAAGAACUGCCUGGGCACGUGCGGAGGCCUUCACCUGUGUAAAAACGUCCUCCUGACAGGAUCCUGCUCUUACUCUAGGCAGGGACGAGUUUGCCACUUCUCCCAUGAGUUGAACUCUGCACUCAAUGAAAGCCUGCUGAGGGAGCACGGCCUGGAGAGCCUGAGCCGGACAGAGCUGUGCACGCUGCUGCUGCAGAGCGAAGCCACGCUCCUGCCCUCUAUAUGCCAUGACUACAACAACGGCGAGGGAGAGUUUGGAAAGUGCAAAGACAUGGAUGGCUGCAAAAGGCUUCACGUGUGUGAGGCGUACCUGACCCGGGAGUGCAGCUGCUGGAAGACCCACGACUUUAACGCUCGUCAGCCAUUAAGAAAUCUGCGGCAUUAUGGGGUACCAGACUCCCUCAUCCCCUCAUUGAAGACCAUCUACGUCCACAAACGAGCAUUGUGGUUGGCUGACAAAAGAGCCCAAAGGGGCAAUCAGCACGCUGCUUCAGGCCACGCGGUCAGAAACCCUGAUGGUGGAUUGGAUUCCCAGAGAAGGCCGUUCCAACAGAGAGGCAGAGGUGGUAACAGGGGCAACAGAGGUGGUCGGGGCAGAGGAGCAGGAAGAAGCGCAGACAACCGUCAGAUCAAAGAGCGAACAGGCUCCCUUAGUGACAUCCUCGCCAACUUUGACGAUUUGGAUCUUUACAGAGGCGAUGGACAGACGAAUGUGGACGGUCACCUCAGCUCCUCCAACAGCGACAUUUCAGUUGCUACCAACGACACAGAUACAAGCAGUGAAAGUGGUCAGAGAUCACGCAGGAGACACAGGCCCAAUCUAAACAACCCCUCCAGGGGUGUUAGGGGCAGAGGCGGCAACAGGGGUAACCAUCAACCCUUCCAGAGAUCUAGAUCUACGGUAGACUUGACCGGUGCCGCCACCAGCUCCGAAGGAAAUGGUGAAAAUCGUCAGAACAAAGUAAAUCCCUCCAGAGAUAAAACUGAGAUAUGCAUGUACUUCAUUAAAGGAUUCUGCAAGCAUCAAGAAAAAUGCUUUAAAGCUCAUGACAUGAUGCCAUACAGAUGGCAGGUCCAGGAGGGGGAUCAGUGGAUCCAACUGCCUGAUAACGAAAACAUCGAGAAGGACUACUGCAACCCCCAAAACUCCUACAGCACCAACAGCCCACUUGUGCAUUUUGACACCAUGACCUCCGGAGAGAAGAAAGUACGACGACUCUCAACCCUAAAUUCUUUGAUUGAACCAAACUUCAUCCACACCACGGAAUGGCUUUGGUACUGGCAGGAUGAGAAUGGCAAAUGGAACCUCUAUGCUUCUGACAGCUCCAAUCACAGAGCAGCAGACAUCAACAGUGCACAGCUGGAGAGGAAAUUUCUGGACAACAGCAGAGACGUGGUGGAGUUUACCGCUGGAUCAAAUACAUAUUCUCUCAGCUUUCAGGACAUGAUCCAAACAAACAAGCGCUACGGUACUAAGAGGCUCGUGAGCAGACGCCCCCGAUUCAUCUCGGCUAUGGAGGUCAAAGAAGCAAAAAAGAGGAAGCCUCCAGUGAGUUCAGUAUCUGUGCCAAACCACUGGGACAAGAAACAGAUCCAUGAGAGUGGAUUUUCGAGAAUCCCGCUGCAGCGCUCUUCAGACGAAUUCAAGAGGAUGGAAGCACUUUUCUCUGAUACUAUGACGGGCUUUGAUAUCACAAAGAUAGAGAGGAUCCAGAACAAAUACCUGUGGGAAAUCUUUCAGCUGCAGAAAAACAAGAUGAAGACCCACAACGGCGGCUCUGAUGUGACUGAAAAGUUGCUCUUUCAUGGUACAGACAACAAACACAUAGACACCAUCUGUCGGGACAAUUUUGACUGGAGGAUCUGCGGCACUCACGGCACAGCUUAUGGCAAAGGCAGCUAUUUUGCCCGAGAUGCCAAAUACUCACACAGCUACACAGGCAAUGAUCAACUCAGAACCAUAUUCAUCUCUCACGUGCUGAUUGGAAGCUACACUAGGGGGUCUUCUGAGUACCGCCGGCCUCCGUCCAAAGACGGCGGAGACGUGAACUUCUAUGAUAGUUGUGUGGACAACGUCCAGAACCCCUCCAUUUUUGUUGUGUUUGAUAAGCCUCAGAUCUAUCCUGAGUACUUGAUCCAGUACAGAGCCACACAUCCACUUGUUGGCAUAGCCAGUCAAGCGUCAGUGUUCACUCAAGCUCCACGACCAACACUGCCGAACCCGCCCACUCUGCAGCCAAGCAGCAGCAUUACUGCAGCAACCAUGGCGCCGUCUUUUUACCACAGCUCGUCUCACUCCAGCACAUCGUCGACCCGACCCGCUACAUCUUCGCCCUCUCCGACCAUAUCACUGGUGUACAGGUCGCCAUACGCAUCCAGCAUGUCCUCGUCUUCAUCGUACCAGACCAGCCCAGUUCACCGACCCGUCCAGAAUACCUCGGCUUUCUCAUCCAGCACAUCCUCGUCUUCAUCGCACCAGACCAGCCCAGUUCACCGACCUGUCCAGAAUUCUUCCACUUUCUCAACAACACUGAGAGCAGAACCGGUGCGAAGACAGCAGGAUUCUUGUGUGGUUGCUUAAAAACAAAUGAAGAAAAUUCCCUGAACGCAUCGAUGAGCCUCUUUUCCGUUUAGUGUCAUCUGACAAGUGUGUGCUCUGAAAAUCCAAUCUGCAUUCUUCUCAAACUCGCAGCAUUUCUGCUGACCUUUAAACGUAGCAAAUAAAAAGAAUAAAAAAAAAAACAUGAAAUAAACUCGCUCACUAGAAUAGUGGGAUUAAUCUCGUAACGCUGAUGUAGGAGCUCUACUCGCUCUGCCUGUUCAAGGUUGAGACGUUGGCUCUUCAUUAGUGACCAUGAACGUUGUUGUUGCCUCUUUUGCCUCCAUAUGGAGUGUGAGUUUAAAAACUUCUAAAGAGUCUACGGGUGUACUGUUGGAUCUCUAAGCAAGCCUGCAGCGCAGCGUCUGACCACUAAUGGUUCGUUCUGUAAAAUCAUGCCGUAAGCUUCGUGAGCUAAAUCAGACCAUAAAAGUCAAAGGUUAUUGUGCUGAUUUAGCAAAGUUGCAAAACUUGUGUCGUUUUGGUAACCAACGGGAUGCUGGUUACCACAACAGCAGUGCAUCGUUCUAUGAACAUGAGGUUUAGGAAGAUGAGGAAAAUGAGAAAACCUCCUCUGACCUAACCUCGUCUUUAGUUUAGUUUUCCUUUUUUUUCCAGUUCCUGUACAGCAGGAUAACUUUAGUUUGAGUUUCUGAUGCAACACUAGUUUUUAUAAAACAGAACCAUACUUCAUUAACCAGUAGGGGGCAGUAGUGUCAGUGAAACUGCUUUCAAUCUCUAUCUUUGCAUUGAAUUUUUUCAUAAAAGUUGUCCACUUCAGCUUUCAACUUAGCUUGGGAGACUUUCUGUCAGAGUAAAUAUGACAGUUCAAGUGAAUCAGCUUUAAAUGACAUCUCCGUAUGAAUACUCACGUUUUUCCUGGAUUUAGUUUGUUGGAUGCUCGUUUUUCUAAAUUUGUUUUGAUUGCUUCACAUCUUUUUGGAAUUGUUGUGAUUUAGACUUUAAAUCAGGGGAUUUUGCAAUGGUUCUAAACUUUUUCAGAACCUGCUGUAUGGUCUAUUUUCAAAAUAAAUGUUCUUCAUCA
This is a messenger RNA of Oryzias melastigma (Indian medaka), 4219 nucleotides long. RefSeq lists its product as uncharacterized. NCBI's taxonomy places the organism in Eukaryota, Metazoa, Chordata, Actinopteri, Beloniformes, Adrianichthyidae. Bases 388 to 3156 code for a protein of 922 amino acids. Gene Ontology annotation, molecular function: metal ion binding; NAD+ poly-ADP-ribosyltransferase activity. The record is from RefSeq and is a predicted model, not a curated record. The transcript has 12 exons.